Thamnophis sirtalis is the source of this 1604-nucleotide messenger RNA. The record is from RefSeq and is a predicted model, not a curated record. Lineage: Eukaryota; Metazoa; Chordata; Lepidosauria; Squamata; Natricidae.
UCUCUUUCUCCCCUCUUCCUACUCCUCCUUCUCCUCCUUCUCCUCUUCCCCCCUCCCCCCUCUCUCUCUUGGCAGAAAAGUUCUACUGGAAGGACCAACUGACCAAUCGCAUGGCCAUGUUGCUUCUGUGGAUCCUCUCCCUGGCUGCCUCCUUUCUCCUGCCUGCCACUGGGGAAGUGGUGAGCAGUUUCCAACACUGCAGUCAGUUCUUCUUUAAUGGAAACCCCCCCUCCAACCUGGUGCCACUGAAUCCAGCCAGAAUCUGCCAGUACUAUAUGGGCAGCUAUCGAUUUGCCACAAUGUAUGACAAAGAUGGGCACAUCCCCCUGUUCUCAGCCUAUAAAUAUUAUCCUGGUCCAGGUGCAACACAGAUGGAUUGGAAGAUUGAGCCACAGCUUGCACAGCCUUGGGAUCAUGAGAGAAGAAGCAUGGAACCGGAAGGGACCUGUCGAAUCGACCCCCUUUUACUUGCAAAAAGCCAGGCUGUAUGGAGCGAUUACGUCAACGCUAUCCAAUACAACAAGGGACAGUUGGCGCCAGUAUCCCACCAACCGGAUGAGAAUUUCAAAUCUGCAACCUACACCUUCACCAAUAUCGUGCCCCAGUAUCAGGAACUCAUAAAUGGAAAAUGGGCCGAAUUUUUGAGUACUAUGAGACAAAAUACAGCAGAAUGCAGUGAAACAUAUGUCAUUGUGGGCGUGGUGCCCGGUGACGAGUUCAUCUCUGGUGGCCGAGUGAAUAAGCCGAGUCAUAUGUGGGCUGCAGUUUGUUGCCUGACCAAAAACGACAAAAAAAAGUCCUUCGGAGUCAUUGCUGAAAAUAAUCAGGAUAAGGUAGAAUGGGCUAUCCUGAAGGACCUGGAAAGUAAACUGAAUCACAAAUACGGGAAGAAAGGAAUUGAUCUUUUCAAUGGCGAUUGCUAUUGAUAAGAUUAAUAAUCAAUAAGGUCAUUCUCUGUCUGCAAAACAGAGUUCAGAGACACCCCCACCCCCCAAAAAUGCAAAGUAUAUCCGUAGCAGCUUAGUUCUUCAACAUAUGGAAUGAAUUUUGUUAUUAUAAUCCUAGUUUGAUUUGUAUCAUUUUUUGGGGCUCAAUCUUGUGCAAAUUCAGACUGUUUGAUUAAUUUCUGGUGCGGAUUAUGGAGCAAACGCAGAAAAUAAAUUAAUCCAAUAAUGCGAUGAAGGGUGCAAUGAUGACACAAUUAACAGUUUUCAGUCAAUUGCAUAGUGCGGGUUGGAAGAAGAUCAAACUUCAUUUCACGCUCAAUAGGGCUUCGAUUUGACACAGGUCGUUCUCAGCUUACAACCAUUUAACAACUGUUUGAAUUGAUGACAAGACUAAAAAAACUACUAACAAUCUAUGUGUGACUGUUGCACUGUCCCAUGGUCCCAUGGUCAAAAUGUGGCUGCUUGGCCUGUAUUUAGGAUGGUUGCAGUAUCCCGAGCGUUGUGAAAAUUGGGUGUGACCCACUUCACCAUAACAUCGCUUAGUGACAGAGUUCCUGUUCCAAUUGAGGUCGAAAGCUGAUGCCUUUCUGUACGCAACUGCUUGAAUGCUUUCUCUGUCGCUUUCUUAGUCCCUGCAAUAAACCUGCUUAUCAAAGA